Molecule: messenger RNA, 526 nt
Organism: Pistacia vera
Lineage: Eukaryota; Viridiplantae; Streptophyta; Magnoliopsida; Sapindales; Anacardiaceae
Product: NADH dehydrogenase [ubiquinone] 1 beta subcomplex subunit 7-like
Exons: 2
Coding region: 1-306 (101 amino acids)
Cellular component (GO): mitochondrion
Source: RefSeq, a predicted model, not a curated record
AUGGAAGUUCCCGGAUCAUCGAAGAAGAUGAUAGCAACGCAAGAGGAAAUGGUGGAGGCGAGAGUCCCUAUUCCGUACAGAGAUCAAUGCGCCCACUUGCUUAUCCCUCUCAACAAAUGCAGACAGACCGAAUUCUACUUGCCGUGGAAGUGCGAAAACGAACGCCACUCCUACGAGAAAUGCGAGUACGAACUCGUCAUGGAACGUAUGCUCCAGAUGCAAAAGAUCCGUGAAGAGGAGACCAAAUUGAAGACUUCCAAGGGCGCCGCCAUCCCUCUCAUUCCCAAAACUGCCAACGCUUCCUAAUCAUUUGCCUUUUUCUUUUUAUUUGAUGAAAGCAACUGCUGAAAUGUGGAUGCUUUGAUGUUUGCUGCAGCUGUUGAUGGGAACUUUUCUUCAAACUGUUUGUUUGGAACAAUGUAAUGAUGACGUCCUUAUACUCGUGGCCUUUAUCAGUUCUGCAAACCGUUUUCAUUGAUCGAAUAAAAUUCCUCACUAAUGUUGAAAAUGGCCAAAUUUCUAAUAA